GCUUUCCGGGGAAGUCACUACUUACCGAAACGAAUUUGUACACAAGCAGGAAGGGUCUAGCGUGCCGAGCAAGAAGAAGUUGCGGCAUCGAAUAGUCUCAUGUCACAUCCUCUCCUUCUUACUUUUUUAAGACCUACCGAGUAGUACCUAUCACAACUUGCAGAAGUGGAAACCACGCCGGUUGGGUUACUCCAUGACGAUAGGAAGCUACAAUAAUGACAACCGAACCCAAGUGGAAGAUAGCAAUAGGAUCCGACGAUGCCGGUGUCGGCUAUAAGAGCAAGAUUAAAGAGGACUUCGAAAAGGAUCCCCGAGUCGAGUCUGUCACAGACGUCGGCAGUCUUUCGGCAGACGACAAGACGGCCUAUCCACACAGAGCAGCAGCCGCAGCACAGCUCGUUGCCGAGGGCAAGGUUGACAGGGCUCUACUUAUCUGCGGCACAGGUCUAGGAGUUGCCAUCGCGGCGAAUAAAAUUAAGGGCGUUCGCGCGGUGACGGCUCACGACAGCUUCUCAGUCGAGCGAGCCGUGCUGAGCAACAACGCCCAAGUCCUAUGUAUGGGGGAGAGGGUUAUCGGUUUAGAGCUCGCGCGCAGGUUGGCCAAGGAGUGGCUGGGAUACGUAUUCGACGAGAAGAGCGCGAGCGCCGCCAAAGUAGAGGUCAUCAGCCACCUCGAGAAGUCACUAUAAGCUGGGUACCUAUCUCAACCAGUCAACCUAACAACACAUAACCAAUAACCAACUCCAACUAGGUUGACAGGUACUAUAUACCUAGGUAAACUAAUACCAGGUACCUA
Messenger RNA from Daldinia caldariorum, 796 nucleotides. RefSeq names its product ribose-5-phosphate isomerase B. Gene Ontology annotation, biological process: carbohydrate metabolic process. Gene Ontology annotation, molecular function: isomerase activity. Lineage: Eukaryota; Fungi; Ascomycota; Sordariomycetes; Xylariales; Hypoxylaceae. Gene Ontology annotation, cellular component: intracellular anatomical structure. Bases 216 to 689 code for a protein of 157 amino acids. The record is from RefSeq and is a predicted model, not a curated record. The transcript is spliced from 3 exons.